AGUACGGUAGAAGCAAUAAAUUAAAUUUUGAAAUGUGUCUUGGGAAAGUUUUAAUACUUCUUCUUCUGCUGCUUCUUUUUGCUGCACUAUGUGUGGGAAAUAUUGUUGACCUUGUAAACCUCAUCAAAAAAAUUCACAAGGAAACCAACUCGAAAACAAUAUUGUGUUUAAUUGGACAGCCAGAGGAUAUUUUGAAAUAUCCCUUAACAAUUCACUACUUAUAGUUAAUGGUCAAGAUGAAUUCAUAGAACAAUUUGAGAUGCUUCAACCUCUAAUAGAAGGGAUAGGAAUUCGAAAAUUCGUCAUAAUUUACGGAGUAACACUCAAUUGCCUACAAAAGUAUUUUACCUUCUUCGACACUUGGAAAUUUACCAGAAUUUUUGGAAUCGCUGAAAACAAUGUUUCGUAUGCAUUUCUUCCCUAUGCUGAUACCAAAAUUCAAAGCUUUUCUAGAGGUACAGCAUCACUGCCCAACGCUCUAAAUGACUUAAAUGGUUUCACACUGCGAACUGCUAUGACUAAUGACAUACCCAGAUGUUUCCGAUAUCGAAAUUUACAAGGAAUUGAACAAUUUGGCGGAUUUGCUCCGCAAAUAGUUCUUGCUUUUCUUCGUCGGCAUAAUGCAACAUUAAAAGAAGUUCAAAUUUUCAACUCAACUCAUUGGUUUUCUUUUCAGGAAACGUUAGAUGCAAUUUUAAAUCACACUAUCGACAUAAGUAUGAACGCUUCUCCCUCAUUCCCGGAAGUUUUUCACAUCUCAGUAAAAUCUUUGAUCUGGACAUUAAUCGUACCUCUUCUUGGUUACAUAGACCCCAAUGAAUAUUUUCAAAGGCCAUUUUCAUUGGAGGUGUGGAUCCUGAUUGGCCUAACUGGAAUUUACAUAGCUGUGGUAGAUUUCGGAAUGAAGAAAUUGAUCAAUUCUCAAGCUGAUAUCAGGAAAAGUUUAAGUGAAACAUUUCUGGCAUUUCUAAUGAAACCUUCUGAAGGAUCUUCGACCACAGCAUAUAGGAUCAAAAUUCAAGUUUUUAUCUUCUGUUUUGUCCUAGGAAGUAUGUAUAUGAUUUCCGUUACGUCAUUUUUAACAGCUUUUAUAAGAAUCAAACAGAUGGAAACAAUGCAGGACCUCAUUGACCACAAUAUACCUAUCAUGAUGUCCGAUUUCAGUUGGAAAUACAUGCACGACUACAAUGCUAGUCCACCAGGAUUUGAGAAAAUUGUGAAAUUGGUUGAAUUUUCUUUGUAUAUGAAAGAGAUUGAUUCGAUGAAUAAUACAAAAUUUGGCUAUUCAAGUGCUGAAGACAGAACUGAAUUUCUCUUUGGCUUACAAAAACAUUUCAACCAGCCACUUCUAUUUCGAUCAAUUCCAUAUCCCAAUAUUAAAUAUCACAUUGGAUUUAUAUUGGAUUUUCAUUCACCUUUUAGGGAGAAUUUGGUCAAUUUGGUAGAACGAAUUAAAGAAGUUGGAUUAAUUCAGAAGUGGGAUUUCGACACAACUAUUAAUUCUAUUAAUGUUGGAUAUCGUAUGCACAAAUCUGGAUUGAAAUUACCGGGAUCAGAACCUGUUGCUAUUAAAUUGGAUACAUUGCAGUUUGCUUGGAAUUGUUUAGCGAAAGGUUUGGCAUUGGCAAGUGUUGUGUUUGUAGGCGAAAUAUUGGUCAAAAUAGUUAAAAUGCGGAAAUACUAUUGGAUAAGAUUAAUUUUAAGUGUAUUCAAUAAAUAA
This is a messenger RNA of Eupeodes corollae, 1720 nucleotides long. RefSeq lists its product as uncharacterized. NCBI's taxonomy places the organism in Eukaryota, Metazoa, Arthropoda, Insecta, Diptera, Syrphidae. The record is from RefSeq and is a predicted model, not a curated record. The coding region runs from base 260 to 1720 and encodes 486 amino acids. The transcript has 2 exons.